This is a messenger RNA of Ogataea angusta, 960 nucleotides long. RefSeq lists its product as uncharacterized. Lineage: Eukaryota; Fungi; Ascomycota; Pichiomycetes; Pichiales; Pichiaceae. Bases 1 to 960 code for a protein of 319 amino acids. The transcript has a single exon. The record is from RefSeq and is a predicted model, not a curated record. Gene Ontology annotation, molecular function: dioxygenase activity.
AUGACUUACGUUGAGCGGACCAUACCCAAGAUCAGCCUGAAGAAUAAAGACCAGCGAAGAGAGGAGAUUAAGGAUCAGCUUUUUUAUGCAGCCAAAAAUAUUGGCUUUUUCACUCUCUGUGAACAGGAUUGUCCGUCGCGAGACGACAUUGAAGAGAUGUUUCAGCUCUCUCAGAAAUUCUUUGGCCUUCCCCAUGAUGCCAAAAUGAAAACGCCUCAUAUCAAGUUACUGAAUUCGGGAUUUGAGUCUUGCUCCCAGAUUAGACCUUCCACCGGCACCGCAGAUCAAAAAGAGUCUUUGCAAUUACAAUAUCACAGAAUCAAUCAGAACUGGCCAGCUGAAGAGGAUGUUGGUAGGGAAUGGAGAGAGAAAACAAAAGCUUUCAUGGAGAAAUGUCAGCAACUGAGCAAUUUCGUGAUGGAGUUGUUUGCCGAGGCUUUAGGAUAUCCGACGGACUUUUUCACAAAAGCCCAUAUCAUCAGUUCCGAUACAGCUCAGACAACUUUGAGACUUCUGCACUACUUCGAUACCAGCGGCAAGAAGUUUGAUGGCAACUUCUGGAGAGCAGGACCGCACACGGAUUUUGACUGUUUGACUCUUUUAUUCCAACGAACUGGUGACCAUGGCUUAGAAGUGUGUCCGGGUCGCGAAGCUCACACGGACUUUGGCUACUCAGAUAAAUGGACACCUGUUCCGUCCAAAACUGGCGAUAUUGUGAUCAACAUUGGAGACAUGCUGAUGUCCUGGUCAGACGAUAUUUUGAAAUCUAAUUUUCACAGAGUUCGACUUCCUACUCCAGACGAGAACCAAGGGGACCGCUACACCAUUGCAUUCUUCAACCAAGCUAAUACUGAUGUUGUCAUUCAGGGCCCUCUGAAAAAGUACCCCCCAGUGACCGGAAAGGAGUUCAUCGAAGAGGCGAUGAGGAAAAAUUUCGAGAGGCUGCAGAACGGUGCCUAA